ACUUGUGAUUUUUACAAGAAAAGAAAACAGGUCAAUGAGAAAUACCCUACAAUUUCACAACUCUUCCAAUUCAUAAAAGUUUUUUUAAAGGCUUUUUCUCUUGAUGAAGAUGGGGUGGAUAAGUCAUCACACAGAGAAAAAGGAAACAUAUAGAAAUAUCAAAGCUUGAACCCACCAAGAAAAUUCUAAGAUUACCCCACAAAUAAUGGAAGUCACUGAUUCAAAUACCAACGAACAAGCCGCACCUCAAGUCCAACCACCACAUGGUGGUCGUGAUUGUUCAUCAUCGUCUCCAGCCUCCGCUGCUGUUUUAAUUAACACCUCCACCGCUCAACCACCACCAACAGCACAGUUUGUGGAGUCCUCCUUAGCCAUCGUGACCACCAGAUCGGAAACCAACGAUGAUUCGACCAAGAAACGACCCAAAAGUACAACCAAGGACCGGCACACGAAAGUUGACGGUCGAGGACGGCGCAUCCGGAUGCCGGUCACUUGUGCAGCUAGGGUUUUUCAGCUGACACGAGAAUUAGGCCAUAAGUCUGAUGGUGAAACCAUCAAAUGGCUCUUGCAACAAGCCGAGCCGGCUAUCAUAGCUGCCACGGGGACAGGAACCAUUCCAGCCAAUUUUUCCUCACUCAAUCUCUCUCUCCGAAGCAGCGGCUCCACUCUGUCGGCUCCGCCUUCGAUAUCGGCUCCACAUUCUUUUCACGGUGCACUUGGACUAACGCACCGCCCUUAUGAAGACAAUUCUUCUCACUUGUCAGGGUUUCACCAGCAUCAAACCCCUAAUCUUUUACAAGCGGCUCAAAUUACAAAUACCUUAGGCGACGGAGGCAGUGGCGGAGGUGGCGCCUUUGUUCGACAAGGUACGACAGAGAAUUACUUUGAAAAGAGAUAUAGAGAAGACUUGUUCAAAGAACAAAGAACCAAUAAUUCCCAAGGAGAAGGCUCCAGUUCACCUUCCAAUAGAAAACUCAAGAGCUAUGACAUGCAAACAAGUUCGCUGAGGCAUAGUAAUAUGCUGCCUACCACUGCCAUGUGGGCAGUGGCGCCAGAACCGAGCACCACCGCCACCAGCAGUACUUUCUGGAUGUUGCCCGUCACUGCCAGUGGCUCAGGCGGCAACGUGCAGACUUUAGCAGGUAAUAGUGCGGCAGGCCCACCGUGGCCAGCUGCAGGACCCUCACAAGUGUGGCAAUUUCCCAUGUCUGCGAGAUUUAAUUACCCGGGGAAUUUUGAACUUGAAGGUGGACUAAUGCAGGAGCAACAACCACCUUCACAGCAUCUUGGAUUUGGUGAGUCCAAUUUGAGAAUGUUGGCAGCUUACUCAAGAGGUGGUUUGAGUAUAAAUCCUGGGCAGGCUCAGCAAGUGCAUCAUCCAUUGGAGAUACAGCAUCAGCAGAUUCAGGCUAAUGACAGUGGAGAAGACGACCCAAAUACUUCUCAAUGAGAGUAUAUAUAGAUAGAAAGAAAGAUUUUGAAAUCUGAAUUUGGUUAGUGAUCAAUUACCUGAGUCAUUCAUUUAUCGAGUGAGCAUUUUUUUCAGUUUUUUUUUUUUUUUUUUGGAUUGGAAUUGAUCAUUGAUUGCUAGAAUGGUUU
This is a messenger RNA of Olea europaea var. sylvestris, 1599 nucleotides long. Its product is annotated as transcription factor TCP8-like. Gene Ontology annotation, molecular function: DNA-binding transcription factor activity; sequence-specific DNA binding. Lineage: Eukaryota; Viridiplantae; Streptophyta; Magnoliopsida; Lamiales; Oleaceae. Gene Ontology annotation, cellular component: nucleus. The transcript has a single exon. The coding region runs from base 206 to 1450 and encodes 414 amino acids. The record is from RefSeq and is a predicted model, not a curated record.